Messenger RNA from Paramecium pentaurelia, 455 nucleotides. NCBI's taxonomy places the organism in Eukaryota, Ciliophora, Oligohymenophorea, Peniculida, Parameciidae. The record is from the annotation of a GenBank genome assembly.
AUGGAAAAUUUUGAAUUGGCUUAAGAUAUGAUAAAGUAAAUUAAAAGAAUAAGUAAAAUAAUAAUUGAAUUUUUAAGCUUUAAGAUAUCGUUUAAGAUCAAAUAAAGAUGAUUCAAAUGAAAUUGUUAAAAGAAAAAGAAUACUAUAAUGAUAUUAAAUUGAAAUUUAUAACAAAAAAAAAGGUUGUUGGAUUUUAUUUUUAUUUAAUAGUCUCUUUAUACAGUAUAAAAUUAAGAGAGGAUAGAGGUUAAGAUAAUAUUUAUUAUAUAAAAAUAAGAUAAUCAUUUUCUAUAUAAAGUAUCUUGAAUUAUAACAACGAAAUUAAUUAAUUCAUUUCAAUUAAUGGCAAGAUUGUCUAUCUUAACAUCUAUAGAAUAGAAGGUAAAGGAAAGGCCUUGGUAGCAUAGAUUGAUUAGAAAUUUGAUAUUAAUGAUAAUUUUUAUUUGUUAAUAUGA